AUGCCUUCUCCAAAGGUAGACACGGAGUCUCCCCCAUCGGAGGAGCUCCAUACGGGCACUCGCACAUCCGCCAGCGACGCCAAUCUGGACAAGGCGGCGCGUGCUUCCACCGCUGCCCUCCUACGCAACCCGCUCGUUGGGUUGAGUCACGACGAGCUCAUCAAAGACGUCGACAGCUUUACGGAAAAGUUCGGCUUGAACGAGUACAAGGAAGACUUCCGCAAAGGCGCCUUAGUAGCUCGAGCCAGUAACCGACCCGACGGCUUCGAAAAUGUCACGCUACUCUCCGAGGAAGAAAAGGAGGUGCUUCGAAGGGAGAUCAAGCAUCGAUGGGAACAGCCAUUCAUGCUUUACUUCCUCUGCUCUCUAUGUGCCGGCUCGGCCAUUGUCCAGGGCAUGGACCAAACAGCCGUCAAUGGCGCUCAGGAAUACUAUUACGAAACUUUCAAUAUCGAAGAUCCCUUGAUGCAAGGCUUGAUCAACGGCGCUCCAUACUUGUGCAGUGCGCUUUUCGGAUGUUGGACAAGCCCGUACCUCAACAAAUGGUUUGGCCGGCGUGGUACUAUCUUCGUCUCAUGUUUCUUCUCCGUUGUGACGGGCUUCUGGAUGGCUGCCGCCGACUCCUGGUAUAACCUCUUCAUUGCUCGUCUCGGCUUGGGUCUAGCUGUGGGCGCCAAGAGUAGCACCACGCCCGUGUACAGCGCCGAAAGCACGCCCAAGACCAUCCGCGGCGCCUUGACUAUGAUGUGGCAGAUGUGGACAGGCAAGUCUAUUCCUGAGGCAGAAGAUACUCAUGAGAGCCCACGUUGGUACAUGGAAAAGGGCAAGUACGACAAGGCCUUCCGCUCGGUUCGACGACUCCGCAAGCAUACAAUCCAGGCAGCCAGGGACAUGUACUAUGCGCACAAGCUUCUCGAGGUUGAGACCCAAGCUCGGAGCGGUAGAAACUGGAAGGAUUUCUUUACCGUCCGCAGGAACAGACGCGCUGCUACAUUCUCGUAUUUUGUCAUGUUCAUGCAGCAGUUCUGCGGAAUCAAUGUCGUCAUGUACUACAGCACGGCCAUUUUCGAAGGAGGAGGGUUCUCGAGAUCUGAGGCCCUGCUCACAAGCAUGGGAAUGGGACUUAUCAACUGGCUGUUCGCACUUCCAGCGUUCUACACCAUUGACACAUUCGGUCGCCGAAACCUUUUGCUGGUUACGUUCCCUCUAAUGUCGCUGUCUCUGAUCUUCACUGCCUUCAGCUUCUACAUCCCCGAGGGCAGUACUGCGAGACUCGCCUGCAUCGCGACAGGUAUCUACAUCUUCGCGGCCGUCUACUCUCCCGGAGCCGGCCCUGUACCCUUCACGUACUGCGCCGAGGCGUUCCCUCUGCACAUCCGCGACAUUGGCAUGAGCAGCGCCACGGCCGUGACGUGGGGCUUCAACUUCAUCAUCAGCUUCUCGUGGCCAUCCAUGUCCAAUGCCUUCACCCCGACCGGCGCCUUUAUGUGGUACGCCUGCUGGAACAUAUUCGGCUUUGUCGUCGCCUACUUCUUCCUCCCCGAGACGAAGAACUUGACGCUCGAGGAGCUCGACAGCGUGUUUUCGGUCCGCAACCGCGAUCAUGCCAAGUAUUACAUGUCCAAGGCGCCUUGGUAUAUGAACAAGUACUUAUUCCGCCGGGAUGUGCCGCCUUUCCCUGCCCUAUACGAGGUUGACGAUCACCACGACCACUAUGAUGGGCAACACAAGGCGGACGUUCAGCACAACGAGAGUGGACUGGUUUCCGGCAACACCGGUGAGAAGGAAACGGGCUUCGCUAGGUAA
Molecule: messenger RNA, 1806 nt
Organism: Colletotrichum karsti
Lineage: Eukaryota; Fungi; Ascomycota; Sordariomycetes; Glomerellales; Glomerellaceae
Product: MFS myo-inositol transporter
Exons: 8
Coding region: 1-1806 (601 amino acids)
Biological process (GO): transmembrane transport
Cellular component (GO): membrane
Molecular function (GO): myo-inositol:proton symporter activity
Source: RefSeq, a predicted model, not a curated record